UUUAACAUGAUGACUUCUGAUUUCGUUCAUUCAUGAACAGGGAACAUGUAUCGACUAAGCUGAAGGAAUACCAUGGAUCGUGUGAGGAAAAGGAAACUUUCGGGAACAGGAAACCAAUUAGAUCCAAGCUCAAAACAAAAAAUAAAAACUUUGUUUUAUAAAAAAUUUAAAUACAACAGAGUUAACAAGUGGCAUUUACCAUCAUUGUUUAAAAAAGAAGGUCAAAAAUGGACACAUCCAGUUCUUCAGAGUUUGAAGGAGAAACUAAACUGUGUGAAAGACAAGUUGAGUGAUAAGGAAAUUUAUUCAUGGCAUGAACACACAAAAUUCAUGAACAUUGCUGGCAGUGUAAUAUCAACUGUGAAACAAGUGAUCCGUCCUGAACUGUGUACUCAAGCAUGGUGCAAGUUUUAUGAAAUUCUUUCAGCUUAUCCAUUGAUAAAUCAAAACAUUGCAAAUCUGAAUACAGUUCAUCUUUGUGAAGCACCAGGGGCGUUUAUAACAAGUUUGAACCAUUAUCUUGUUUCCAGUGACUAUAAUGGAACAUGGACUUGGAUAGGAAGUACUUUGAAUCCUUACUAUGAGGGGAACCCCCUGGGUAAGAUGAUUGACGAUGAUCGCUUCAUCAGAGGAAGUUUGGAUUACUGGUAUUUUGGUGCAGACAACACAGGAAAUCUGAUGGAGUUCAGUAAUUUAGAGGGUCUCCUUCAUGUGGCUUCUACCAUGGGAGAUGUACAGCUGGUCACAGCAGAUGGCUCCAUUGACUGUCAGGAUGACCCCGGCGAACAGGAACAAAUUGUGUCCCGCCUACACUACUGUGAGGCCCUGGCGGGGAUUCUUAUUCUCUCCCCCGGAGGCCACUUAGUGAUUAAGAAAUUCACCAUGUUUGAUAGUGAGACUAUCAGUCUGAUGUACAUACUGUGCUGCUUAUUUGAGGAGAUAAAUGUUUUUAAACCUGCAACAAGCAAAAGUGGAAAUUCAGAAGUUUAUGUUAUUUGUUUGAACUUUCUAGGACUAGGAGAAAGAAUAGAUGAAUUCAAACAAUUUUGUAAACCUUUUUUUGAGGAUGAGAACCACGACUUCAGAUUUCCUGAGAGUUGUCUCCCUUCAGAGUUUGUGUUGGAACACAUCAGAAUUUGUGAGGAGUUUACAGACCUACAAAUGGACACCAUUAAAUGUAACCUGGACCAUUAUCCCAGAGUGUCUGAAUCGUACAGUCGGUGGAUGGAGGACAUAAGAGAUGCCUGUGCCGAUUUCUAUCUAGACACGUAUAAUCUCCACCCUAUACCCAUACAGAGCAGAAUGCUGCCGUAUCAAAAGAAAAAGAAAAAUUGCAUGGCUUUGUAUCAAAACAAUUCUUUUCCUGUCAAGGAACUUGAAAAACCUAAGAAGGGAACUUUUAAUGAAAGACAAAAGAUGAUCGGUGCAUCUCUGUAUGAACAAGUGAAAUUAAUUGAUCCUUAUAAAGUAGAAACAACAAAGUCAUUUAAUUUUCAGUCAGGGAAAGAGGAUGUACAAGGAAUAGAAAGGUGGACAUUAUCACAUGGGAAACCUGUAUUGAACAUCCAUAGCUCAUGUUUUUGUUCUGGGAAGCUGGUGCAACAAAUGAACCUUUUGCAGAGGUACGAAAAAUCAGAUACAAAAAUAACAGACUUGGUUGUUGAGGCUUUAUCAGUAUUACAUGCUGAAAAUCAGAGACCGCUCUCAGUUGUUGUCAGUGAGACUAUCCAGGGGAACAUAACUGAGCAAAGCAUCCAGUACCUUGACUUUGUAAACAAAAACAUAAGUCCACAUGUACAGUUGCCAAAUAUUGAAGGAGAAAAUGUGAGGGAGGAGAUUGUUUGCCAUGUGAUGGGGACUGGAUUAAUGGAUGAAUUGGGGUCACAGAUAAUGAUAUUAGAGGAGGCUAUUUCUCUUUUGCAGAACAUUAAGGCUGGAGAUUCCUUCAUUUGGAUACUAUCAACCUGCCUCCUGAGGUGGACAGCUGGAGUUGUCUUUCUUUUAUCAAUUUGUUUUCAUAAGGUGCUAAUGGUUCCCUCCCCUUCUUCGUCUCUAGCCCAGGCUUUAGUGUGUGUGCAGUACAAACCAGAAACUGCGUUAGAUUUAUCCCACAUGGAGAAUAUCAAGAAACAAAGAUCAAAACAUGGAACGCUGAUAGAAACUGUCCCAAUUCAUAUACUUCUCAACAAUGAUGAAUUUGCACACUUUUUAAGAAGCAGCAAUGAAUAUCUUAUCAAAAGUUUCAUAUCAGAAUCCAUGAGGAAAAUUCAGACAACAGAUAGUAAAAAGGAAUGAAGUCAAAAUUUAGACUUCCAAGAAAUGCUCAGUAUUUCAUAGUUCCAGCAGGCAAAGGCAGCUUUCAGUUCUUCCAAAUAAACAUUUUUAUUUUUCUUUGUUAAUAAAAAAUGCUGCAGAUUUGAUGGAACUCUCAGUGUUCACAGAGUAGCAAAUCAAAUGUUUUUCAUCUUUUUAAAAAUAAAAACAGCUAUUGCUGAAUGAAAUACC
Saccostrea cuccullata (small rock oyster) is the source of this 2505-nucleotide messenger RNA. Its product is annotated as cap-specific mRNA (nucleoside-2'-O-)-methyltransferase 2-like. Lineage: Eukaryota; Metazoa; Mollusca; Bivalvia; Ostreida; Ostreidae. The transcript is spliced from 12 exons. Bases 73 to 2295 code for a protein of 740 amino acids. Gene Ontology annotation, biological process: 7-methylguanosine mRNA capping. Gene Ontology annotation, cellular component: nucleus; cytoplasm. The record is from RefSeq and is a predicted model, not a curated record. Gene Ontology annotation, molecular function: methyltransferase cap1 activity.